UGUCUAUUUGCUUGCGAUCGUAACGGUUGUCUUUGGUAACAACAAUUUUUAACUGCCGGCCGUGUCUUGACAUUUUGACACUACGCGUAAAUCACUUCUUCCGGCCAUUUGUCGUAAAUAAAAUAUCUUGAUUUACUUGUUUGAACAAAAGAAAGCCCAAAUAUCCCGAGGCAGUGUUAAAAAACCCCAUUUUUUGCGCCUAAAAAGUGACGUUUUAAUACUUUGUUUGUGGAAACGAUUUUAAAAGUCAUUUUUGGUUAUUGAGCACUGUUUUGUUGUGCUACAACAAAUCGAAGAGGUUGUUUUUAUUUGUAUUUUACUACACCAUUAUCGCGGCCGUAUCCAUUGGAAUUGAUAAGUGUUUUGUUGCCAGUGUCUCGUUUCGAAAUUCUUAAGUACACUUUUGUGCCUGAGAGAGUGCGUGUGUCGUCUGUGUGUUUUGUUUUUGAGAAUUUUUGAUUUACAAUUCAUUGCCAAAGCAUAUUCAAUCAACAUGGCUUGGAGAUCCGUGCAUAUUUUAUUAUUUUCAUUCUUCGUUAUCUUCUCAAUUAAUUCCGUUCUUGCUGGUCCCACAACAGUUGUAAAAGAUGAUCCGAUUAAGGAAAGUCUGGAUGAACUUAAUGACCUAACUGGAAGCGCUAUAUUGAGGGACUCUUCUUCCAUGAUUGCCUCUGAGGCCAACAGCUACAGUCAUCGCGAUGAAGAUAUGAUAGCAGAUCCCCCCAACACGAAUGUCUUCAAAAAUCUCAAAUAUGAUGUGGAAAUUUUGGAAGCCAACGAUGAGACCACCAAUAAGGAGGACAGCGAAAUUGAGGAACGUUAUCGGGGUCCGGCCAUUGUAAUAAACACCGAUGAAUUUAUAAAUGAAAAUAUCGAAAUGAAUGAAGAUGAAGAGCGUGCCGACAAACAGUCCUUGGCCAAUACACAUUUAAUUCUCAGCAUUAUCUUGGUGGUGGUGGCCUUGGUAUCCAUCAGUUUAUAUGCUGCUUUGGUUAUAUGGCGCAGUCACAUUGAGCAACGUUAUGGCAUGCGCGAACUGCUAGUCACCAACGAUAAUCAAGAUUAUUGGCCUCAACAUAUGACAGAUAAUACCGCUAUUCCC
Messenger RNA from Stomoxys calcitrans (stable fly), 1102 nucleotides. RefSeq lists its product as uncharacterized. The record is from RefSeq and is a predicted model, not a curated record. NCBI's taxonomy places the organism in Eukaryota, Metazoa, Arthropoda, Insecta, Diptera, Muscidae. The transcript has 4 exons. The annotation marks the transcript as partial.